This is a messenger RNA of Pieris macdunnoughi, 1002 nucleotides long. The record is from the annotation of a GenBank genome assembly. NCBI's taxonomy places the organism in Eukaryota, Metazoa, Arthropoda, Insecta, Lepidoptera, Pieridae.
AUGCAUUAUGUACAAAAAUAUGUGGAAAAGUUACAAAAUCCUAAAACAAAUAAUACUCCGAUAAGUAAUGGAUUUAAAACAAACAUAUUUCUAUAUUGUAGCUACUAUAGCUUUUAUUCUCAAAAGGUUUUAAUGGCACUAUAUGAAAAAAAUAUAGAUUUUGAGCCUCUGUUAAUCGAUAUUACAAAAGGGGAGCAAUAUUCUUCAUGGUUUCUCGAAAUAAAUCCCAGAGGGGAAAUUCCUGUGUUAAAAGUUAAUACUGCUAUAAUACCAGAUUCAACUAGAAUUUUGGAUUACUUGGAAUUUUACUUAAACCAAGAAACUCCCCCAUUAAUUAACGUUUCGGCAGACAACAAAGUAAUGAAAAAUGUCAACAUGUUUCGAGAGAUGAUAGAGGCUUUACCCGCAGGCCUUAUCACUGUUGGUUCGUUCUUUCACCCUCACUUGUGUGGCACACCAAAAAUGCCAUUUAUAUUACCUGUCCGAGAAGUACUUAAAAAUGGUGAUUUAUCGAACUCAAAAAAUUUGCGAAAAUUAGCAAAGGCAAAUCCAAAAGCUGAAAAUGUUUUACUUUAUAAAGCAGAAAUACAAGAUAGAAAGCAUGAAAUUAUUACAAAUGAAGAUGAAUAUUUGAAAGUAUUAAAUGUAGUGGAUGAUGUUUUAUCACAUGUUGAAGAACAAUUAACAAAACAAUAUCAAGAAAAUUGGCUGUGCUGUGAGCAAUUUAGUAUUGCUGAUAUCAAUUUAGCUGUGUUACUUCAACGUCUCUGGGAGUUAGGCCUGGAAGACAGAUUCUGGACACGAGGAAAACGUCCUCAUAUUGAACAAUAUUUUGAACGUGUAAAGGAACGAGAAUCAUUUAAAAAGACAAUACCAGGUCUGCCUGUACAUUUAAAAAUGAUAGUUACUUCACAGCCUCCCACAUAUAUUGGGGCAGCAGGUGCUAUCUCAGUAGGAAUGGUUCUUGCAUUGGCCUAUUUCUUUAAAAAACUUAUACAUUAA